Molecule: messenger RNA, 3061 nt
Organism: Archocentrus centrarchus (flier cichlid)
Lineage: Eukaryota; Metazoa; Chordata; Actinopteri; Cichliformes; Cichlidae
Gene: hadhab
Product: hydroxyacyl-CoA dehydrogenase trifunctional multienzyme complex subunit alpha b
Exons: 20
Coding region: 50-2341 (763 amino acids)
Biological process (GO): fatty acid beta-oxidation
Cellular component (GO): mitochondrion; mitochondrial fatty acid beta-oxidation multienzyme complex
Molecular function (GO): enoyl-CoA hydratase activity; long-chain (3S)-3-hydroxyacyl-CoA dehydrogenase (NAD+) activity; NAD+ binding
Source: RefSeq, a predicted model, not a curated record
AGUCUUGCAUUUCACUUCACGCCACCGCAGACUGACCUACGCUCCCAAGAUGGCUGGUGUACGAGCAGUUGGUGUUCUUUCCAGGCUAACAUCAAGAAGAUACGCUGUUUUCACGGGCACCACUUUUCGUUCCUUCUCAGUAUCUUCAGCUAUGCUAGCCCGAACACAUGUGAACUAUGAAGUCAACGGAGAUGUUGCUGUUAUACGGAUCAAUGACCCAAACUCAAAGGUCAACACGCUGUCACUUCAAAUGCAAAAAGAGAUGAAAGAGGUGAUGAACGAAGUAUGGGAAGACAAUACUGUUAAAAGUGCUGUCCUUAUCUCAUCAAAACCGGGGUGUUUCAUUGCAGGAGCUGAUAUCAAUAUGAUCCAGGGCUGCAAAACCGCAGAAGAUGUUACCAGACUUUCUCAGGAAGGACAGAAAAUGUUUGAGCAGAUUGAAAAAUCUCCAAAGCCCAUUGUCGCUGCCAUCAAUGGCUCUUGCUUAGGAGGAGGCUUAGAGUUUGCUGUUGCCUGCCAAUACAGAGUUGCAACAAAAAGCAAAAAAACAGUCCUGGGUACUCCUGAAGUAAUGCUGGGUCUUCUACCUGGAGCUGGUGGUACGCAGAGACUCCCCAAAAUGGUUGGUCUUCCCAGUGCCUUUGACAUGAUGCUGACAGGACGAAAUAUCCGAGCAGAUAAAGCCAAGAAGAUGGGGCUUGUUGACCAACUCGUAGACCCUCUAGGACCUGGACUGAAGAGUCCAGAGGAAAGAACUAUAGACUACCUUGAGGAAGUUGCCAUUGAAUGUGCCAGAGGGAUCGCCGAUAAAAAGAUUUCUCUUCGCAAAGAAAAAGGCACAAUGCAGAAAAUUCAAGACUAUGUUAUGAGCUUCCCUUUUGUACGGAAUCAGAUUUACAAAACGGUUCAUGGCAAAGUUAUGAAGCAGAGCAAAGGGCUUUACCCAGCACCCCUGAAAAUUAUUGAAUCUGUGAAAACUGGAAUUGAACAAGGACCUGCUGCUGGAUACCUGGCAGAGUCUCAGAAUUUUGGUCAGUUGGCUAAAACCGCAGAAUCGGCAGCCCUGAUUGGGCUGUACCAUGGUCAGGUUGCAUGCAAGAAGAAUCGCUUUGGAACUCCUGAAAGAGAAGUGAAGACUCUUGCCAUCUUGGGAGCUGGUCUUAUGGGGGCAGGUAUCGCCCAGGUGAGUGUGGACAAAGGUAUCCAUACAAUCCUGAAAGACACCACAGUGGAAGGACUGGCCAGAGGCGAACAGCAGGUUUACAAAGGGCUCAAUGACAAGACAAAAAAGAAGCGUAUUACGUCGUUUGAGAGAGACUCCAUACUGUCCAACUUAACUGGCCAGUUAGACUAUACAGGCUUUGAAAAGACAGACAUGGUUAUCGAAGCUGUGUUUGAAGACAUCAACAUCAAGCAUAAAGUAUUGAAGGAAAUGGAGGCUGUGAUCCCCCCUCACUGCAUAUUUGCCAGCAACACAUCUGGCCUGCCCAUAAAGGACAUCGCUGCUGCCAGCAAAAGACCAGACAAGGUGAUUGGAAUGCACUACUUCUCCCCUGUGGACAAGAUGCAGCUCCUCGAGAUUAUAACCACUGAUAAGACAUCAAAGGACACUACUGCCUCUGCUGUGGCAGUUGGCCUGAAACAAGGCAAAAUCAUCAUAGUUGUUGGGGAUGGACCAGGAUUCUACACAACAAGGUGUCUGAGUACCAUGUUGUAUGAGGCAGUUCGAAUACUUCAGGAAGGUGUUGAUCCAAAGAAGCUGGAUGGAUUAACCACAAGUAUUGGGUUCCCUGUGGGUUUGGCCACACUGGCUGAUGAAGUUGGCAUUGACGUUGCAGUCCAUGUGGCCACUGACCUCCAAAAUGCUUUUGGCUCCCGCUUCAGUGGUGGAAAUGUGGACCUGUUGAAGACCAUGGUGAACAUGGGAUUCAAGGGCCGCAAAUCAGGGAAGGGUUGCUACGUCUACCAGCCAGGACGUGAAGUCAAAGACGUGAACCCAGAGAUUGGAGACCUCCUUGAGAAAUAUAAGCUGACACCAAACCCUGCUGUCUCAUCCGACUCUGAUAUGCAGUACAGACUUGUCUCUCGAUUUGUCAACGAAUCUGCGAUGUGUUUGCAAGAAGGUAUUUUGAACAGCCCCUUGGAAGGAGACAUAGGAGCUGUGUUUGGUUUGGGAUUCCCCCCGUACCUUGGAGGACCAUUCCGUUAUUUGGACAACUUCGGUGCUGACAAACUGGUGGACAAGAUGAGACGAUACGAGGCCGUCUAUGGGAAUAAUUUCACACCAUGCCAACUUCUACUGGAUCAUGCAAAAGAUUCCAGCAAGAAAUUUUACAAGUGACUGAUCCACCAUGCGUGCCAGUAGCUGAUAGUAAAACUCCAGCCUGCCAUUUGAAUGUGCCUAACGUUUGUAUCGGGUAUAGGUGGAUAAUAAACUGAGUAUACGCCUUGACCUAACCUUAAGUAAUGCUGUUUGAUGUAAUAGUUCUACUGUAAAUUCUGCCUUCAUGAAACUUGUAAUGUUCUGCUUUUAUUGGUGCUGUUUUAAAGUGGUGUAGAUUUAACUUGAUUAUUUCAUAGGAUGCAUUCCGAGGUGUGUUAAAUCAUUUACCCACUGUUUUUUUUUAAUCAAAUUGAAUCUCCACUUUCUGGUUUAAAAAAAAAAAAGUGUGCACAAAAGCAUCGAAAAUUAUGUUGAAUCAAUACUUCUGAAACUGUGUCAACAAAAGUGGAACAUUUCCAUCUUCAUGGAGCUCAGACUGCAUUGGUUUUUGUUAGGUCUACCAAAUAAACUGGCGAUGGGCGAUUUUAAAUGGAAGCUUUUUUUUUUAUGUUAACUUAGGCUUUAUUGACCGGAUGUAUAGGUGUGUGGAGGUUAAUCAUUUACACAAUACAUAUGUAAAAACUAAACUGUAGAUGUAAAAGAAAAUCCAGCUGGUAACAAUGAAUGUCUACGAGUAUGGCUCAGUGAAUGCCGUUUUUUGUUUUUUUUUCCUACGUUGAAGAUUUUCUGGUUUGAUCUGGACAAUAUGAUGUGAAAUAAAAGCUUGACUCAAUUAAA